AUGGACGGGGCCUCAACACUUGGUCGAGGCCAAGGCGUCCACCACAGUAAUUACAAAAAAGGCACCCGGGUUUGGCAACGCCAUCCUAAACUCGUCUGGAUUUCUGGCGAGCUUCUAGACGACUACAAGAUUGGUCAGAGAUCUCUGAGGAUACGGCUGGAAGAUGAUAACGCAACGAUCGUCGAAGCUCCGGUUUCCGACGAAAAGUCGCUACCAUUUCUGCGCAACCCAGAGAUUCUAAUGGGUGCCGAUGAUCUCACAACGCUCAGUUAUCUCCAUGAACCAGCCGUUUUGAAUAACCUACAGUACCGCUUCAUGGGACGGGAGAAUGUCUACACAUAUUGUGGAAUCGUUCUUGUUGCGAUAAAUCCGUAUGCAGACUGUGGACAUCUCUAUAAUGAUGAUGUUAUUCAGGUGUAUCGUGGAGUCGGCAAACAAGUCCGCGAGUUGGAUCCGCACAUUUUUGGGGUUGCUGAAGAAGCUUACUUCGAUCUUUGUGAAUAUCAGAAAAAUCAAUCGAUCAUUGUUUCCGGUGAAUCUGGAGCUGGAAAAACAGUAUCUGCAAAACAUGUGAUGAAAUACCUAGCCACAGUCGCCGGUGAGCGAGCUGGAUUCCGCGGGAUCGAAGACCGUCAGAUUCGGCAAAUUCAUACAGCUGAAUUUUGGGGAACGGAA
Mesorhabditis spiculigera is the source of this 675-nucleotide messenger RNA. NCBI's taxonomy places the organism in Eukaryota, Metazoa, Nematoda, Chromadorea, Rhabditida, Rhabditidae. The record is from the annotation of a GenBank genome assembly.